UUGACCGCUAUUCUUAUUAUUAUAUUAGACAAAUGAGAUAGAACCUUUGCAAAAAGAAGAAGAAGAUGUAACGUAUAUCGGGCGGAAAUCUCUAAGGUAUAUAUACGACUGACCCAUAAUAUGCACAUGUACAUGCACGUAUAAAAUAGAGAGAGAGAGAGAGAGAGCACUCCUCCCUUGAUUAUUAUCUAUUAAUUACCUGACUUUUUUUGUCUGAACCUUUUUCUGUGCUUCUUCUAUUAGUGUGAAGAUAUCAUGAUUGAUAGGUUGGGAAAUUUAUAUAUAUUUAUAUAUAUACAAAUGUGGGCUAACAGUAACAAUGGUAAAUCUAACGGCAAUUGCGGUGAUAUAAUCGCGAUGGUGAUGAUGUAAAAACAAAACGAUCUAUAACAUACGGAUGGUGGCGAAAAAUAUGUGAAAACCCAAUUGACAUUCCCGCGUUUUUCUGUUUUUUUUUUUUUAGAAGACACAGUAGCGCAAGUUGGCUUCAGUCCUUUUUUUUUUUUUUUUGUAUUUGCUGUUCUUAAGUCUUUCCAAGUGAAUUUUUCUCAAUACGGAUACGGAAAGUUCGCAAGCUUCCGAUAGCCCUAAGCUGCGUUCCACCUGAACCUGGAUAUCGAAUACACAUUCACAUGAUAUAGGGAAUGAAUAUCACCGGUGACUUAGUAACGGUGUUAUACCUUUGUCUUCCUUCGCGUAGGGAGGUUUUCGGUGGGGCGGUACUUCAACGCACCGAACCUCAAAGCGAGUACAGCAUAAACCAAAGACACAUCUAAAGAAAGAGAGUAUGUUUACAUAACAUCCUCUUAAAUCGAAUCCGCGAUAACAAUUAACUUCUUGGCUUCCGCUCAUCACAAACAGACACAGCCGUACACAUACGAGCUUCACAGAUCCACAAGUCAAACUUUCCCUUUGGCAAAGCGCGCAGCGUCAACCAGACUCGAGCACUUUGUAUCAUCGUAAGGCUCAAUGUUAACUGGCGCCGCUGGAUCCUACUUACAAUGUAUUAUAAAUUUUUACCUAGUUUUGCAUCCGAUUAGACUUUCGUUGCGAUAACGCUACAAACAUCAGCUCCGCCUGCUCGCUUUAAUACAAAUCCCAGCCUUCUCUUUAGGAAGGCCUGACAAGAACGGACAGCAGUUUCCAAGCACGUCAAUAAUAUCCAAUACGAUAAUGAUUAUAACUUCAACAUGAUCAAGCGAGCGAUGCUACAGCGCACCUGACUCAAUGUCGUAAAACACAAAACAAAGAAACUCUAAUAAUAAUAAUGCAGAGCGAGAGCGAGAGAGAGAGAGCGAGAGAGCGAGAGCGAGAGCGAGAGAGAGAGAGAGAGAGAGAGAGAGAGAGAGCAAACUACUACUAACUAGUGACAGAUGUGUGCUGUGCGACAGAGUAGAACAUGGCCGAAAUGAGACAGGAACAUGUAUAUAUCGUGUGUGAUUAUUUACAAGUAGCAAUCACCAGUUUUUCGUCGAAAGCACGUGUCGGCAAACACUGGCGAAACACGGCAAGCGCAUGCACACAAACACACACACAAACACACAAACACACACACACACACACACACACACAGGCGCACACACACACACACACGCACACACAUACGUAUCUAAAUUUUCUUCGCCUGAUACAAAUACAAGGUAUUGAUUUCAUCCGAUUUGCUCAUAUAACUGAACCGGACUCGGUCAUGGGCUCAAAAUAGCGAACGAUCCUACACGGGACGACUGAUCAAACAUUGCUUAACUACGAAUACAUAUAUAUUCGUAAUGUCCACAUAAUAUAACAGACAUACACAUGAGUAGAAAUGACACACAGAGAGCUAAAGAAAUACUAAUUGAUGGUAAUAAAUGAUGAUAAUGAUGAUAAUAUAAGAGGUAAUGAAGAAUCAUCGCUUAUUAAACAAUGAUGCGAUGAAACGCUUGAAGAUAAUAUAACGAUAAUAAAUUAUAUUGAGGAAAGGGAAUCUAGCUGGCAGCAUAAAUGGGCGGUGGGAGCCCAUACCGUUCCGUGUUAUGAGGUAACGAAGAGACAACGGCAGACAGAGGGCACAAGCGAAAACACGUGGUAGCAAAUAAGAAAAACGCCUGAAUAGAUAUGCUGUAAUGCGGACGAUAAAAUUGAUAACAAUAUUUAUGACGAUGAGAAUGCUGAAAAAAUAUGUACUAUAAGUUAUUUGUAAUAUUGUAUAUAGCACUCGACCACACCAAAAAGGAAGUAACUCGCCGUGACCGCACAGCCGCCUUUACGGGACGCCGGACUUUUCGACGAAGUGACGAUGACAAAUAGUAACAAUGACAAUGAGGUGGUUGGGGAUGAUGACGCGGGAGUACAACGACGUUUCAUAGAUGGAAAUAAUCACCGUAGAUAAAUCAUUGUACUACCAUAUUAUUAUUAUUAUUAGUAAUGUGUGAGAGUGAGAGAGAGCAGAAGGCGAACGGAAUACAGAGACGAACUACCCCACCACUCCCCAUGUCCCCCACACAUAAAUAAGUAUUGGGCGUCCAUGGGGCCGUGCGGACGCAGGCGGCCGUUAACCCCUCGUUACUCGAAGAAAGAAGUCAAUAAACAUCAACAGCAACAAAACAAAAGUAUUCCACUAUUGUCAAUGAAAAUGCUAUUUCUCCCUAGAUAUUUAUAGUAGUAGGUCUGAUACGAGUAGAAUAAUUAACAAUGAAUAACUGUAGGUCUGCGUUUUUCAACUAAAUUUAAGGUAUUCUUUUAUUAAUUAAGCAUUUCCAGGGUACUGUAGUGGUUGGUUUAGUAUGUAAUUACUAGAUUGUGAUUUUAUUAGAUACUGAAUCUAGUGUUUGUUAACGAAGUGGUUCGUGCGUUUCGGUGAAAUUGUCAUACUAAGAGGGAUUUUGAGGGAGGUGAGUUGCCUUUAUUAGACCCAAGUUUAGAUAAGAUUGAAUGGCGCGUUUUAUUUAAUGUAAUGAUGUAGGAGACAAGUGCAAUUACCAUGAUCAGCGCCCCUUCAAAGUGUCUUUAUAGUCGGACGCUUUGCGUAAUGUUACGUCUUUUCGUAUAAUAGGUAACACGUAUAAACCCAUCAUAUUAUUUGGGUUUUAUUUUAGACAAAUUAAGCACACUUCUACUAUAGUCUAUUAGAGUUCAAUGUAUUUGAUCCGGUGCCUCUUGCUGUGGAGACCAGGGCGGCCCUGGCUUUCUAAUACCUUACCGGAUCGUGAACAAUUCUAGCAAGCGACUAACAAGUAAUUUUUAUACGUCCAAACCCCUAUUAGUAAUUAAUAAAGUAAUAAAAAAUAAAAGAAAUAAUUCAACAAGUAAGGAACCCACCAUCAUAGAAAUAUAGUUGAACCUUCCGCACUAUAAACGUUAUAUCUUAUUUUUCGUAGUCUAAUUCACUGGAUCCAAUGGGGGCAUAUGUGGCGGGGCCACACCUAUUAAAAAGCAAAAACAUUACGCACCUACCUGCAGGCUAUACGAGCAGACUAGGGGACUGAUAACGAUACAGUGGAUAUGAGCCCAAUUUAACGGACUCGUAUUAGAACAUGCAAAACAUUUUUGCCAGCAAUAAUUUUUUACACACAUCAAUAAAAAUACCGAGCAAACAAAAAUUUGCAACCAAAUUAAUCCAUUCAUCAAGGAAAAGUUUCAAAGGUACUUCUGUAAUCCUAGAGAAGCCUGUUCUAGCUAAAGAAACAUAUUAGCGAAAGUCUGUAAAGACAAUGCCCGAUUGAGACCAGUUACUGAACCUAGACGUCCACAUUUGAGCGCGUUAAGUUACUGCCUAUUACGGGUAGAAAGAAGAUUUCUUUAUUAUACUUAUUAUAUUACAUAGAAUAGGGUCAAAAUCUGUCUUAUUUCCUUUAUAGCAAGCAAAAUAUUUUUUGUAAAAAUCCUUUUUCCAUUUAUGCUUCGUCUACGUCAGGUUGUGUGCGCAUCUAUGGCCUAAGAAAAGGUUCUGUGGAGCAGCACUUAGGUGAGCCCGUUGUUACGCUCGUCUCCGAUACGGUUGCCUAUCUUCGUAUCAUGGCCUGGCUUAAUACCGUGCUUUUUUUCUAUAGAGACGCCUCUUUUUCUAGCAGAGGAACGGCAUUUAGAAUUCUGUUCAAGCUGUGUGGUCGAUACCUGAUCUCGAUACGAUAAAGAUAUCUGCGGUACUCUAUGGUAUUGAGUAGCGAUGGUUGUAUCUAGAAUCUUUUUUUUCUUUGACUACACCUACUAACUACAAGUCUGUUGUCGGACAAUCCGUAACUUUUAGCAGCUGAACGAAGGGCCUAGGCCGUCUAACUCUUAAUACGUUUUUAAAAGAAAUCGGUCAUAGAAAAAAAAAAAAGAUUUGAAAAAUUUUUGCAUGUUUUAAUCCUUUUUCUAAUUUCUUGCUCAGUGUUAUUGUGAACGAUGUACAGGCACGGUUCGUUUAUGAUUUGACUGCCAGCAUUAUUAUAUUUAAUAGUUCCGAACUUGAUUUUUAAACAAACAUUUCCUUUUUACAUAGAAUAGAUUGUAGUGUCUACAAUCACUUUGUAGAGAUCACUAACUAAUACAUCUUCUUCAAAAUUGGUCUCUUUCUAUACACAUUCGUCUUAAAUUAUGCUUUACUUACGAAUGCAUUACAUAUGCAGAAUAUAAAAGAAAAAAAAAAAAAGUAAUUAACUUUUACAGGGAACGUUCUCAAAGAAUGGUGAGAAAAACAACUAGAAAAAAAUAUUUAGACAAGCAUGUAAAUGUUAACAUGCCUAAAUGUGUGCUUUCUCUAUAGAAUCGAUCUGUAGAUUUAGACAAAACCUGUAGAAUCUACAAAGCAGCCAUAGGGUGUCUAUAAUAACAAUUCACAGACACAUAUCAGUUUGGUAUCUUUUGCGUGUUAAAUAAGGAUGACUCUUGAUUUUCUCGUAGUUGAAAUAAGCUGUCAAAAAAACGACGUCUAGUGGACUAGUCCGGUGGGGUCUAUAACUUAUAUUUCGCCUAUAGCACAGGACAGUUGCAAAAACGAGAACAUUGUAAGCAGAGUAUGUUAGAUGUCUGAUGACUGGCAAUGUAUCAUCUGGCCCUAGUUUGCUUGGCCAGAAAAUGUAGAAAAGGACAGUCCUAGAAUACAAUUAGAGUCAUUUAUGUGUGCCGGUCGUCAAUAGUGUAUAUGUAUUUAUUGAAUUUUUUUGUAAAAACUUGUGCCGAAUUUUAUGACGCCGCUCAAAAGCAUAAGGCCUGUGUGGAAAUUGGAGAGAUAUUUCAAUACUAUCUCAUACUCUAAAAAUAAAACCGUUUGCAUCUGAAAUACAUACAGAGAUUCAAAAAUAGCCAGGAAAAUAGUAAUAACUAACGUAUGUCACGUACUGACAUCUAUAUCUAAUCAUCAUUCUUUACCAUUGCAGGUUUAGUAGGACAUUGCUGCUUUCCGAUAAUUAGGAGUUGGAUAAAAACUUCAUCCUGAAUGGCCGACCCUGCUAAAGAUCUGACACUAAUAUAUACUGAAUUUACGUUUAAGCUUUAUAGCUCCAUUGAAAACCACAUUAAUGGUUAGAUAUGAAAUUAUCCCAAUAGUCAUUUUAAUGAAGUACUGUGAAGAUCAUUAGAAGUUGAGUGCGCACAACGCGAGCUAGCUUCAAGCCGAAUAUUACAGAGUUUGAAGGUAUCAACUUAUUGACGAAUGCCACAGGAUGCUUGCGUUGAUUAUCAAAUUGAUUGAGGGCAAAUGAACGGCUGUAAGGAUAAUCUCGAACAAUCACUAAAUGAUCAAGAAGGGCGAAUAACCGUAUUCAUUUGUCGUUCUCCGGAUUUUAUCAAGACUAUACUGCUUAAGCAGCAGAUUCGCUAUAUAUGCCGUAUUAUACGUACGUAUAGAUAUGCCGUACUCUCCAUACAUAGUCCUUUUCCCCCGUAAUAUGGACGGCUGUAUAUAAGAAGCUGACGCCUACUUUAUCGCUGCGUUCGGUUGGAUCUAGUCGUCUAGCCGUUCAUCAUGAAAGUGCUGUUUGCCAUCGCUCUUCUAGCUGCGGCCGCCAGCGCUGAGGUGUUCCAAUUUGUUGGACAGCGUGGCUACAACACUACCGUGUAUAGUGUGCGUGGUGGCGUGACCGUCGGCUCUCAGGAGCUGACAGACACGAAGACCGCUCUUGAGUAUAACGGAACCUUCGUCAUCGAAAAGAUUGGUCAGGGUCAAUACCUCGCCCAGUUCACCCAGUUUGCUCUUAGCAAAUACGAUCAAAUCGACAGGAGGAUCCAAGAUGAAACCUUCAAUGAUCUCAAGCCUGAGGAGCAGCACCUCGCCAAGGUCCUCCACGUGGGACAAGCUUACGAACCCGAGAUGCAGAAACCUAUCAGGUUCUCCAUGGAGAAGGGUCGGGUGACGCGCAUGGAGGCUGGACAGAAUCACCGCCAGUGGUCGCUUAACAUCUACCGAGCUGUCCUAACUCUUCUUCAGAACCAGGUCAAGAAGCCCGUUAACCAGGCCGUGCCCUUCGUUGAGUACAAAUACGAGGAUGGUAUCACCGGCAACUGCAAGGUCCAAUACGAGAUUUUUUCUCAGCCUAAGGAUGGAACCAUUCAGGACGUUUAUAACAUGACCAAGACCAACAACUACAAGCAGUGCCUCGGCCGUCCCGUCUACCUUCACCUGAAAGAUAUUCACCGCGGCUGCGCUGGUGUCUGCGACAAUCACCGUCCCGAGAACUUCCUUAGUCAGUACGAGGAGGAGACGACCGACUUUGAGAUGAAGCCUACUCCCGGAUGUCCCGUUAACCAGCAACACAAGGACUCUCUUGUGUCCUUUCAGACCGUUGCCAAGUACAAUUUUUCCAAAGGCUUCCUUGAUGAGGCUCGCUCUGAGUCUAUCGAUGUGUUCCGUCUUUUUGGUGGCAGGAUGCAGGUCUUCAGUCGUCUCCAGCUCCGAUUUCGCGACGUCCAGGGCCCCAAGAUUGAGCAGCUCUCCGACGUGAAGAUCUACGAAACUCUUCAACAGCGUCUUCCCAAACAGGAGGAGGAUGAACUUGACAUUCCUGUCUUUGCUCUAAUGAAAAAGCACACCUUAUACCACCGAUAUCCUCUGUACUUCCAGCAGCAAUUUGAAAAUGUUAUCCGUGACCUUCACAAGCUUCAAGGUAACCAGAAGCAUGACCAAAACGAGCAGCAGGGUUUUGACGCCCCCGCUUAUCUGGCUGAACUUAUCCAAGCCAUCUCCGGUAUGACUGAGGAGGAGAUCAAGAAGACUAUGCCCAGUGUUGUCCGUUCACAGCAACCCAACCAGCUUUCUGAGGAGAAUAAGCUGCAACGCCAAGUCUGGGUUGAGCUUCUCGGCAAGGCUGGUUCCAAGUCCGCUGUCAAGGUAGCCAUUGAGCUGAUAAAGGGCAAGACUUUCACCUCCUCUGAGGUUCGCCGUAUCCUUCAAGACGUCGCCGCUUUCCAGUCAUAUCCCGACAUCGAUAUGAUCGAACAGGUUCUUGGCCUUUGUCUUCAAAGUCAAGGUCUCUCCGCCACUGUUAAGGCUACCGCCUGCGUUGCCGCUGGCAAGAUCAUCUCCAAGGGCUGCAAUUCCAAGGUGCACCAAAAAGUCCAGAAAAAGCCGCAAUAUAGGCAGCAGCUUGUUAAUGGCAAGUACGACUCUAUUUAUCACGACGGAGAUCAGCAGGGCGAAAACCAGGAAGAGCCUGACUCAGAGACCGAAGGGUAUGAGACCACCAUGGGCCACCUCGCCAUAAAACCCAAGUUGCGUUGCACUUCCGACAAGCUCCAAGAGUAUAUUCAGCGUCUUACCCAGACUCUGAACCAGGCUACUGGGUUCAAAAACAUCGUUGCCCUCAUUAACGGCCUUGCCAAAGUUGAGAAGCCCGAGAUUCUCCCUGAGCUGGUCCCGUAUGUCGAGGGAACCGCCCCUAAUAUGCAGCAGGCCCAUGAACAGGGUGAGAACCAAAAAGAAAGUGUCGAAUUUUUGCGUCGCGUCGCCAUCCUGUCUCUUCGUAACAUCGCGGUCAAGUACCCCAAAGAAAUCAAUCCUAUUGUCCGCGUCAUAUACCUGAACACCACCGAGCAGGUCCAGACCCGUUUGAAUGCUUUCGACGUUUGGAUGAACACUCAGCCCGCUCAGUGGGAGGUUGACAGGGUCAUGCAGGUUGCCAACAGGGACUCCUCCGUUGAGCUUACCUAUUACGUGUAUAACACCUUCAAAACCGCAAUGCAGGCUAAGGAACCUUGCUACCAGCUUUUGGCUCACCGCAUUCGCACCGCUUGGGCCCAGAUGCGUUCCUUCGAUCUUGGCAUGAUUUUGUCCCAUGUCAGCUCCAAAUUUUACUACAAUACUGCUGAAGGUUACGGCAUCCGCGGUAUCUGGAAGAUGAUUGCUUCUAACACAACUGUUCUGCCUGCAUUCUCCCAUGUUAAACUCGAACAGGUCCGCGGUCCUUUCAUGCGGGCACUCUUCGGAGCUAAGCUCCUCGUCAAGGGCGGCAACAAGAUCUGGGAGGAACUCGUUGGAAGGGACGGUCUCCUUGAACGUAUGUCUCAGGCUGUUAACGGCCAGGUGAACAAUGGACCUCGCCAACGUAGUACUGAACAACUUAUAAAAUACAUAGCCCAGGGUAUAAACAACCAAGAUAUCGGCAACGAAACCCCCAAGGCUGUUCUUUUCUGGAAGCUCUUUGCCGGCGAAGCUAUUGUUCCUAUAGAUGAGCAAUAUGCAAGUGAGCUCAAAGCCGAGCUUCUCCAGAGCAUAAACAACGUCGGAAAAGAAGGCGUUAGCGGCCAUUUUAUUCGCGUGCUCGUCCCAACCAAAGCCUUCUUCGUUGAGCCCAACCCUAUCGGAUUUCCUAUUGUACACUCUACCAUUCAUCCUCUUGUGAUUUCCGUACGGUACAGAAACCUCAAGCUCCAUUAUCGCAACCAGGAGGGCCACCUUAUCCCUAAAGCUAUUGGGGUUAGUGGUACCAUCCAACCUGUUAUACUUUCUUUCCGUCAGUCGCGCGUUUUCGUCGCCGAGGAGGAACCUCAGCUUGCUCCCACUAUGAAGAUCACUGACGUCAAGGAAUUCAACGUUAAAGUUAACUUUGAUGUUCAUUAUGAUCAAGCGGAACAGCGUUUCCGCGCAAGCGUUAAGCCCCAAUUCGGGCGUGUCUUUCACACUGCGUUCUGCCCCGAGCUUAAGCUUGCGGCGAACACCAUUGUCAGCAAAAAACCCAGCAAUAGCCUCGUCAACUAUACCAAUUGCGUUAAGACCAGGCAGCAACUUAUCCAACAUGACCUUAAGGUCGGCGACCACCAAACCGGCAUGGUUAUUCGUCUCACUGGUGAGUCCCGCCAGGUCUGGUCUGCUCUUGGCAUACUCGGCUCUGUGGAAUUCCGCCGUGAGGGUUUCCUUGGGGCUAUCAUCAACAGCCUUAACAUGGGAAUGCACCACCACGCUAUAUCCCUCUACCUUGAGGCUGACAAGCAACAACCUGUUAAUGAGUGGACCGUCGUCAUCGAUAUGGAUUCCAACCUUGAGCAGCUUGCCAAGCAACCCGUUAACCAGCAGACUGAAAAGGUUCAAAAACCGAAGCUCCAAUGCCAGCUCUGUUCUAAAGAGAGACUUUAUUACGAGUUUCAGCAAGUUAUGCGCAAGGUUAGGGAGAUGCUCCAGAAGUCUCAGGAUAAUAUCGGAGAGGUAACUGUUGAAAAGCAGAUGCUUAUCAAGAUUGAGGGCCGUUACCAAGGCCAGCCCAAGCGCACCUUCAAAGUUGCCACGAAGAAAAUCCACAAUUUUGAACAGACCAAGCAAUACUACGCACUUGCUGUUGAGCAUCAGGGUUCUAACAAAAGUAUUGAACUUUUUGCCAAUCUCUAUUAUCCUACCAUCAGAUCUCCCUUCCAUUAUGACCCCACCUAUUCUUCUGAGGAUGAGCGUAUGAACGGCAGCCUCGUCGCUAACAUACAAGGCUGGCAGGAAGGGCAGGUCUAUUUUGUCAACUUCCAGGCUAUGAAGUCUAACGAGCAGAAGCAGAAGUCCGAGUAUGAAUGGUUUGAGAUUCAUUGUCUUGCUGAGCAGGAAGCCAGUAGGGCUAUGACUGAUUCUUGCAAGAGGGCCACCUUCAAGGACAACUUACUGGACAGCAUGGAAAUAAGGAUUGAGCUUCCUCAGAACGUCCAUCCCAAGGCUCAGAAUCUUGCCUUCAAAAUGCUUGAUAUGGUUAAGUACAUACUCUACCCCAAGAUGCAGAUCCAGAUGCCUAGCACCGAGGAGAGACGACAUCAGCAGACGUUUUGGGGCGAGAAAAAGGAAGUUCUUAUCUUUGCCAACGCCAUACGCGAGUCCCCCUGGUCUUUCCUCUAUAAUGUCCGCAUCGUGAUGCCCUUCCAAAACGUCGUCUUUUCUCAAAUCCGUCUCCCUGGACUCCGUUUUUUCCACACGCAACUCACCGAUAGGCAGCAGCUUGAGCACGGUCUUUUCCGUGGCCAGCACAAUAACCGCUGCGUCCUGGGCGACAAGUACCUCCGUACCUACGAUAACGUCACUUUCAGUCUCGACGUCAAAGAGGGCUGCGACUAUCUUCUUACCCAUGACCAGUCUGCGGGCGACCCUGACUUCACCGUGACCUUCGAGGUGGUUAAGCCUCACACUUUCGGCAGGAAAAUCCGUGCCCAGCUCCAGAACUACCUCGUGGAGUUUUUUCCCUUCACCACCACCGACCGCCAAUUUCAGGUUACAAUCAAUGGACAGCAGCACUACCUCACUUUUGAAAAGCCCAUCGUGUUUAGCUACGGGCGCCAAUGCAAGCGCGCCGCUAUCCACGCUUAUGAGACUUCCAACUCCCACCAUGCUCCAGUUAUUUCCCUCUUCACAGAGUCCAAGGAGUUCGGCGUAAUUUUUGACGGUGAAUCCGUUCAGGUCCACGUCGACGAUAAGUAUAAGGGCGCCACCAACGGUAUCUGCGGCAACAACGACGACGAGCAGGAUCACGAGUUCAUCGGACCUCACGGUCAUGAGUACGAGCAUUCAAAUGAGUUCAUCGCUUCUUACAGCAUCAGUCAGCAGUGCAAAGCUCCCGUCCUGAAUACCUAUAAGCAGCAGAUGGAGGCGCUCGAGAGGGCUCUGCGCAAAAUCCGCCAGCCGGAGUGGCAGAUGAAAGAACAGAGAUGCAAAGAUAUGCAGACGUCCCAGCACCAGCAACAACAACAUACCCAGAACCAGUUUAGCCAGCACUGGAACAAAAUCGUUGAGGAGCAGAUGUUCCUGGCCGUGACCCCCGAAGAACACCAACAGUGGGGCGGGAAGAUAUCCAGCCAGGGCAGGAUAAAAGUUAUGGAUCAGGAUAAUCAUCCAGCUCUUGAGACUUUCGCAAGUUCUCAUAAUGGACGCGGUUACUUCUUUACCAGGAAAUCUGGAUACACUGAGCCGAUCUAUGCUACCGGAAACAACGAGACUAAUAUGUAAACCAUGCGCGAUGUGCGUUGGGGCAAUAUCCUGGACACUUUUGUCCUCGAUCCCCAUGUCCAUUACCGUCAACGUACCCAAAUGCAUUGCGCAAAUACUCACAUCAUUAAUAAAAACGGUUCAAUGUAAGAUGAAUAUGUAUCAGUUACUUUUUUCUCUUGAGGGAAAUGUUCGGUUACGAAAUCGUAUCCAUUUUCUUCAUAAGUAAACGGUUGUCGUCAAAAACUGGACAAACGACGAUAGUCGAGUAUACUAUGAGAUACGGUUCCCCAGUGUUGGUAUGAUAUAGGAAAAAAUAAAUUAAAAAAAAAUUAAAUUAAAUCUUGUUACUGGACCCCGUCAUGCCACACAUCCUGCAUACAUGAAUCACAAUAGAUAAUGUAAAAAGCUAGCGAAAAUAAAAAUACAAUACUAGUCGUCAUCUGGAAAUUGGAUUUAGCAGUCGUUAGAAUCAAAUUAUUAGCCUAUGAAGGCACCAAAACUGAUUCUGGGAUUUUGUUUUUCUCUACUUAUUCAAAUCUAUCCGGUAAUAUACGUUGUUCGCGGAUUUUGAUCGAACGACCUUUGCCUCUUUUGAAUGCUUGUAGAAAAUUUCGAUCCUUGCAGGAAUGGCCUGUCAAUGAAAAAGAUGUCCUUUCAUACAAAAUUCCACAAGGAGAGUGCCUUUAAGUAAAUUUUCGCAAUGCUUUUGACUGUAUGUAACGUAUAAUGAAACUUCCGUUCGACGCAAAUAGGUAGUGAAGAUUAAAUUUAUUUUCUUUACCGACUCCAGCUUGUAGCAACGACCCCAUUUAGGUUUUAAGUGAUGCUUGAUAAUUGAUUGGUAUUGACUCCGGGAUAGAUAAAUGGGGACAUAAUAAAAAUGGGAGAAUGAUUAAAAAUUGACCCUGUGUGUUAUGAGGUAGACUGAAUUGGAACAAUGUAUUAUACGACAUUUGACAUACGCUGCCCUAAGUAAACGUUUAUUAUUAUAAUACACUGAUUUUAAUUGAUCAAAGCUACAAUAGUUGGCCAAAAGUCAAGUGCUGCAUAGGUUUUUACUGUGAGCGAUUACGCUAAAGUAUUAUUAAGAGUGUCUAAAGAGAGACAAUUUUCAUAUCUGAAAUUUGGCCAUUCCCAAAAGGGUUUCAGUAUUGACACACGCUAUGCCGUGUGGCACCUAAAUAUUAAAUCGAUCGUGAGCCGCGUUAACGAAAGAUAUUCAGUGUUCGGUAAAGCAGACUUUAUAAAAGCCGUUUAUCAUGGCUCUCAUCAACAAAUAAGACUUGAUCAUCAAAAAUGUCUCUGUAUUUUCAUCUAAUUUAACUAUAUAACUAAUAACGCGCGUAAAUUAACUGUGUGUUACUAUAUCACUUUUUGAGCCUAAGCUUGGC
Messenger RNA from Varroa destructor (honeybee mite), 12738 nucleotides. Its product is annotated as vitellogenin-3-like. The record is from RefSeq and is a predicted model, not a curated record. Gene Ontology annotation, molecular function: lipid carrier activity. NCBI's taxonomy places the organism in Eukaryota, Metazoa, Arthropoda, Arachnida, Mesostigmata, Varroidae. Gene Ontology annotation, biological process: lipid transport.